GUUCGACUCCUGGCGGGGUCAAAUUUCUUUUUAUUGCUUGUAAAUUCAUACAACCAUGCACCGUUGGAAAUAACAAAAGGUAUUCUUCAAUUCCUUGUUUUGAUUAUUUAUCCUGAGACAAUUUUAUAAUAUGUAAUCAACCUCUAUGCCGACAUGGAUAAUUAUUGCUAAAAUGUUGUUCCAAGGGUCAUGAAAUGAAAACCUGUUAGUGAAGCUGUAUAUGAAAUUUGCUAAAACUUUUUCUAUACAAACCUUUCCUUACGUCAGAGCUUUCCAAAGUCGUAAGCCAAAAGAAAAGUUUCUUUGUUCUCUACAUUAUGAUAUGCCGACCAAAAUUUAAGAAGAGACUCUGUCACGAGCUCAUUGAUGAAGAAUUCAUACUUGGGCCUAAAGGCUAGGCUUUCUCAAGCCUGGAUCACACCUUGGACACUAUGCUGUCUAUACAUAUUUUUACAAUUCCUUAUUUUCAACAAAAGUCUACAGUCAAAGAUAGAGGAUGCUUCAAAAUCAGAGGCCACAGCUAAAAAUUAUUCUUGUAACUUGAUGCAAGAAAAGGUCAAUUCCAUUCUCAAUUCUCCUAGCAUGAUUGCGAGCGUCGUUGUUAAACUCACAGAAAAAAGCAUUAAUUCAACGGUGAGGUUGCUUUUAUCUGGUUUGGUUGAUACAAUUGAAGCUGCUGAAAAGACCAUUGUUUUUUUUAUUGAAUUCACUUACGGAACUUAUUUAUGUUUAUUGCAAUUAGCUUUGAAUGGAGCUCUAGAUGCUAUGAUAGACGUGGGUGAAGAUAUAGAGCAUGCUGUGAAUAGCACUCUUAAAACAAUUUCUGAAGGGAUAGAAGAUUCUAUUAGUGGCUUUAACAGUGAAAUACAGAAAGCUGAAUCAUCUUUUAAAAAAGUCGCUUCUUGGCUUGGCGAGGAUGUAAAUUUACCUAAUAUCUCAAUUCCCCAAAUUGAAUCCUUAAAACAUUUGAGUCUGCCCUCUUAUUACGAUACCAAACUUGAAAAACUUCGCAACUCUAUAAAUUUUGAUCAUGCUAUAAAUGUCACGGAAAAUGCAAUAAGUGAGCCCUUAAAACUCGCUAGGUUUUCUAUUAUAAAAGAAUUGGGUAAUUUUACAUUCGACAGUUCGUCAAUAUCUCAGCCCAAACAGAUUCAAUAUACUGUCUGUUCAGGAAAUGAUACAGACUCAUCAAGCUCGAUUUAUACAGUGCUGACUACUCUAAAAUAUGUAGUUCUUAUAAGCUUAGUGAUUUCUAUCAUUGGUUUAAUAGUGGUGAACGCUUUUUACGAAGCCUGGAAGUGGUAUAGGUUGAAACGGAGAGCUUCACAUGUUGACGAAUAUAUAGAAAAGAACAUGUUCGAAGAUACCCGUGAUCUGGUAACCUACUUAGAAUCUCCUUUGCUUUGGAAUUUAAAACAAGGUAUAUCUUUUUUGCCUGUCCCUGCCCAUUUAAGGUUUCGUCUUCGAUGGUUUAUUUCAUACAUUUUCUAUCCCCCUGCUACCAUUUUACUUUUCGUGGGAAUUGCUUCUCUCUGUUCUUGCUUAUGUCAAUUGCUAGCAUUACGGAAAUUAAGCAAUUUUGAAGCAUCUCACAGCUCAUUCUCUAAUAUUUCCUAUCAUGACUUGCAGCGUACUUUACAAGGCAUAUCAUAUGAGUGGUCCAACAGCACAAAUCAAGCUAUAUUGGCGAACGAAAAUCGAAUUAAUGACGGUAUGUUAGGAUCUAUAUCGAAUACUGCUCUCUCUUUAAACAAUACUUUAAAUGUAUUCAUGAAUGAAGUCAACUCUACCAUAUCCUCCGUCUUCGAAGACACGAUAUUAAACAAAGCUGUUCAAAACGUUAUGAAUUGCUUGCUUUAUCAUAAAAUUGAAAAUUUUGAGAAAGCUUUAACUUGGAUCCAUAACAAGUCACAUGUUGACUUUCCACUGCUUCAUAGCGACGUACUGAGUGAACCAUUCAAUAAUCAAACUUUGAAAGAAGCACUUGCAUCAAAUUCUACAUUUUCGCAAACGACUUCGAAUGGUCUUACUAAAAUUCUUAACAGCCUUGAAAGUACAGUAAUAUCUGAAACUAAACAGUCAUUAUUGUUUAUUUUUCUAUGGUUAGCUGUAUGUGCCUUCGGCUUACUUGCUCUACUAGCUGAUACAGCAAAACUUAUGGUUUUAAGAGUAUAUGAUUUUGCAAUCUCUAAUAUUUUUAAAAAGAAAGCUGUUAUAACUUCCCCUUUCAACCCGCUAGAAUUUCCGGUCGCUGAAGACCGCACCCCUCCUCCUGUACCGACAAGAACCUCUGCUAUCUACGACUUUCAAAAUACGGCUUACAAUACUAACUAUUAUAACGACUACAGCAAGAAAACUCCAUUAUCGCCAGCAGAUUUGGCGAUGGAUAUACCUAUAUCUCCAGCAUUCAAUUCUGAUAUUUAUUUUAAUACUCCAUGCAUAGAAGAUGAUGAAAAACAUCACUAACUAAUAGACUAAAUUUUGAAAAACUUUUUUAAAACUAAUGACCAAAAUUCGUUUUAUUUAGUAGGAGCGCCACCACGUCCUCCAACACUGGCAAGCUUUUCCAUAGUUAAAGUGUUUAAUUCUACCUUUGGUAACUCCUUCUGAGCUUUAUGAGUAGGUCUCGUUAAGAAUCCGAUGGAAACAAGGUAUGAUAAGUAAAGUCCCAUUUCUCGUUCAAGUACAGCUGCUCCAGCCGACACAUCAUCUCUCGUCCAUUCAGUAUCACGCUUUAGAAUCUCACGAGCAUUAGCGUCAUCCAAGUCAGGUGCCUUUGUGUUGGCUGGGAGAUUAUCAAGAACAAAAUGCAGCAAAGGAUACAGUGCACUGUCAUGAGAUUCAUGAACAACAUACUUUUCAAGAGCAAUUCGCCAAUUUACAUAUUCUGAUUCUUUCGUACCAAAACCGAACACGCCUAAAGUUGCCAAAAACUGAUUGAAUCGAAGACGAGGAUGACUAGUAACGUGGGCAACAGUAACACCUUCACUUGGAUGGAAUGCAGAAGCUGUUGUUACACGUGCAACGUGAUCUGUAGGAACCAUAUUUACUGUAUUGUUGAUGUUAGGAUAGAGUCCUAAUUCGAUGCUACCCUUCAUCAUUCGAACCAAAAAGUCAUCAGUAUUAAUGGCUCCAGUCUUUGAAUCACCCAAAAUAUAACCUGGACGAACUAUAACUCCUCUUAAGCCACGCAGUCCGGCUUGUUUAACCAAAUAUUCGGCAACCCAUUUACUUUGACCGUAGCCUGUUUGUAACCCGUCAGCGGAACCAGAAAGGGAAUCCGACUCGGGGAUACCAUUACCACCCUUCGAUGUAAUCUCAUUGGAUAG
Schizosaccharomyces octosporus yFS286 is the source of this 3329-nucleotide messenger RNA. RefSeq names its product conjugation protein. The transcript is spliced from 2 exons. The record is from RefSeq and is a predicted model, not a curated record. NCBI's taxonomy places the organism in Eukaryota, Fungi, Ascomycota, Schizosaccharomycetes, Schizosaccharomycetales, Schizosaccharomycetaceae. Bases 367 to 2466 code for a protein of 699 amino acids. Gene Ontology annotation, cellular component: mating projection tip.